Molecule: messenger RNA, 1887 nt
Organism: Cynocephalus volans (Philippine flying lemur)
Lineage: Eukaryota; Metazoa; Chordata; Mammalia; Dermoptera; Cynocephalidae
Gene: SSBP3
Product: single stranded DNA binding protein 3
Exons: 18
Coding region: 103-1269 (388 amino acids)
Biological process (GO): positive regulation of transcription by RNA polymerase II
Cellular component (GO): nucleus
Molecular function (GO): single-stranded DNA binding; protein binding
Source: RefSeq, a predicted model, not a curated record
CGAGCGCCGGGGAGGGGGCCGGGAGCGAGGGGCAGCUCGGGAGAGCCGGAGCGGUAGCGGCGGCGGCGGCGGCGAGGCUCGGCGCCUUCUUCCCUGCAAACCAUGUUUGCCAAAGGCAAAGGCUCGGCGGUGCCCUCGGACGGGCAGGCUCGGGAAAAGUUAGCUUUAUACGUCUAUGAAUAUUUACUGCACGUUGGAGCACAGAAAUCUGCACAGACCUUCUUAUCAGAGAUUCGAUGGGAAAAAAACAUCACAUUGGGAGAACCGCCUGGGUUUUUGCAUUCGUGGUGGUGCGUAUUUUGGGACCUUUACUGUGCAGCUCCUGAAAGGAGAGACACUUGUGAACAUUCAAGUGAAGCAAAAGCCUUUCAUGAUUACAGUGCAGCAGCUGCCCCGAGCCCUGUGCUUGGCAACAUUCCCCCCAAUGAUGGGAUGCCCGGAGGCCCCAUCCCACCAGGUUUCUUUCAGGGUCCUCCGGGGUCACAGCCCUCGCCGCACGCACAGCCUCCACCUCACAAUCCUAGCAGCAUGAUGGGACCCCACAGUCAGCCUUUUAUGUCACCGCGAUACGCAGGCGGCCCCCGGCCCCCGAUCAGAAUGGGAAACCAGCCUCCAGGAGGAGUUCCUGGGACACAGCCAUUGCUGCCCAAUUCCAUGGAUCCCACACGACAACAAGGCCACCCCAACAUGGGAGGAUCAAUGCAGAGAAUGAACCCUCCCCGAGGCAUGGGGCCCAUGGGUCCUGGCCCACAGAAUUACGGCAGCGGCAUGAGACCACCACCCAACUCCCUCGGCCCCGCCAUGCCCGGGAUUAACAUGGGCCCGGGAGCUGGCAGACCCUGGCCCAAUCCUAACAGUGCUAACUCAAUUCCAUACUCCUCCUCAUCACCCGGUACCUAUGUGGGACCCCCUGGUGGUGGCGGCCCCCCCGGAACACCCAUCAUGCCUAGUCCUGCAGAUUCAACAAAUUCCAGUGACAACAUCUACACAAUGAUUAAUCCGGUGCCGCCUGGAGGCAGCCGGUCCAACUUCCCGAUGGGUCCUGGCUCGGAUGGCCCGAUGGGAGGUAUGGGCGGCAUGGAGCCACACCACAUGAACGGAUCAUUAGGUUCAGGCGACAUAGAUGGACUCCCAAAAAAUUCUCCUAACAACAUAAGUGGCAUUAGCAACCCUCCAGGCACCCCUCGGGACGACGGUGAGCUAGGCGGGAACUUCCUCCACUCCUUCCAGAACGACAACUAUUCUCCAAGCAUGACGAUGAGCGUGUGACCCCCUUCUCCAAGAUGCUGAGAGAGCCGGCAUUGCAGGCAGAAGACGCCAGAAAUUAUGCAAGAAGAAGUGAGGGGUCAUUAUCCAGGAGCUGGGGGAGGGCAUCUCCCCGCUCCCCCUCUACCCCAACCUCCCCUUCCAGUCCCCCCACCUUUCCCAAUUUUAGUUUCAUGCAAUAAAAAGGCUGAACUUUUUAUUCCGUAAAACAUGAAGGACAAAACUCAAAAUAAAAAUAUAUUUCAAGUCAAUGACCAGAAAAUUCCCACCCCUUCCCCUUUCCCAAAAGGACCUUUUCUGUACAUGACACUUAUUUGUUGUUUUUUGUUUGGGGUUUUACCGUUGUUGGGAUUUCUUUUUUAUUUGUUUUCAGGGGGGUUUUGGGGGGGGGAUUUUUUUUAAUGGAAGCUUCUAGCAAGCCCUCCCCCACCCUGCCCCAGUCAAUCUCUUUGCUUUCUUCUUUAAACAAAAGAAAAAAAAGGCAAAAAACAAACAAAAAACCCACAAGCCCUGCUGUCUGUCUGUACCCAAACCCUUCCACCAGGAAAGCUAGUCUAGGUGUGAAGUCUCACACUGUCUUUGUAGCCAUCUAAAAAUAAUAAUAAACUGGACAGUUUACAA